UCCACCAUCCUAACCCGGUCUCCCUCUAACCCGGUCUAACUCCAACCCGGUCUAACCCGGUCUAUCUCUAACCCGGUCUCCACAGGGCGGAGAUGUUACACUUCAGGUUCUCCACGGCUCUGAAGCAGCUGUGUGAAGCCGGACUCACACGGCCCCUGCCCGGCUCCUGGUUCGCGACCCGCCGCUGCUGCUGUUCCGACGCCCGGGCCGCCUCCCCCCGGCUGAAGGGGCUCCGAGCCGCCGCCGCAGCCUCGUACCGGCCGGCGCUGCGCUCUUCCGGGGCCUGCGCCGCCCCCCGCCGCUCGUACUGCGUGAAGACGGAGGGCAGCAGCAGCGUGGGGGGGGACGAGCAGCUGAAGAAAGAUGGUGACGCCGACAAAAAAAGAGCAGCCGUCCUGCCCAGUCUGGAGGAUUUGCUCUUCCACACAGUCGCAGAAGGUCAAGAGACGAUUCCCGCUCAUAAAUUCCUCACAGCACUUAAGGCCACAGGGCUUCGCACUGGAGAUCCCCGGCUGAAGGAAUGUAUGGACACCAUUAAAGAAACUCUAAGGAACACAACAGAUGGCGUAACUCUGGACAGGCACCUAUUCAAGAAGUGUGUCCAGAGCAACAUUGUCCUGCUCACUCAGGCCUUCCGCAAGAAGUUCGUCAUCCCAGACUUCCAGUCCUUCACCACCCUUAUUGAUGAGCUGUAUGAGACUGCCAAAAACCUCAAUGAAGGACAGGUCGCAGACUACAUUCCACAGCUCGCCAAGUUCAGCCCUGACCUGUGGGCAGUCUCUCUUUGCACAGUGGACGGACAGAGACACACAGUAGGAGACACCAAGGUCCCUUUCUGUAUGCAGUCCUGUGUCAAGCCUCUGAAAUACGCUGUUGCCGUCCAUGACCACGGCACAGAGUACGUGCACAGCUUCAUCGGGAAGGAGCCCAGCGGCCUGCGCUUCAACAAGCUCUUCCUGGAUGAAGAUGAUAAGCCUCACAACCCCAUGGUGAAUGCUGGAGCUAUCGUUUGUACUUCACUGAUAAAGCAAAGUGAAGGCAACGCAGAAAAGUUUGACUAUGUCAUGAACUUUCUGAAAAAGAUGGCAGGAAAUGAAUAUGUGGGCUUCAGCAAUGCCACAUUCCAGUCAGAGCGUGAGUCAGGAGACAGGAACUUCGCCAUCGGCUACUACCUGAAAGAAAAAAAGUGUUUCCCAGAGGGAGUAGACAUGACCACUGUACUGGACCUGUACUUCCAGCUGUGCUCCAUUGAGGUGACCUGUGAGAGCGCCAGCGUCAUGGCCGCCACGCUGGCAAACGGUGGAAUCUGUCCAAUCACAGGCGAGCGUGUCCUGAGCCCGGAGGCCGUGAGGAACACCCUGAGUCUGAUGCACUCCUGCGGCAUGUACGACUUCUCUGGGCAGUUUGCAUUCCAUGUCGGUCUGCCUGCCAAGUCUGGAGUAUCGGGGGGGAUCCUGCUGGUCGUGCCCAACGUCAUGGGCAUCAUGUGCUGGUCGCCUCCACUGGACUCAGUGGGCAACUCAGUCAGAGGAAUACAGUUCUGCACGGACCUUGUGGAGCUUUUCAACUUCCACAACUACGACAACUUGAGACACUGCGCCAAGAAGCACGAUCCUCGCAGAGAAGGAGGCGACCUGCAGGUCAAGUCUGUGAUCAACCUGCUGUUCGCUGCCUACACUGGAGACGUGUCCGCCCUGAGGAGGUUUGCACUGUCAGCUAUGGACAUGGAGCAGAGGGACUACGACUCGAGGACGGCCCUCCAUGUGGCCUCAGCUGAAGGGCACACAGAGGUGGUCCGCUUCCUGCUGGAGGCUUGUAAAGUGAACCCAGUUCCCAUCGACCGAUGGGGCAACACACCGAUGGACGAGGCGGUGCACUUCGGCCACCACGAUGUCGUGACCAUGCUGAAGGACAACUACGACCGAUACUGCCCCCCCGCCGGGGCCGAUGAGAAGGCGAGUGUGGAGAAGAGCCUGGACAGUUUGCUGUAGGCCUCUGUAACUCGCCAAGCUUCACCCUUCUCCUCCUCGUUGCUCUUCUGGAGUAACUUCCUUCACCAGCGCUCAGACUUUGGCCCACGUGAGGUGACCUGUAGCCGUGUCUCGCCUGUCGUGCUUUGCUUUCCGGGACUUCAGUCAUCAUGUGACGUGUGUUGUUUGUGUGAGUGAGCGUCUGAUCAAUGCAACUUGAGACCAAUAAUACAAUAUCUAAAUAUCAGUGUUUACAGCAUAAUGCUCACGUAACCUGUCACACAUUUGUUAGUUUAGUUACAGUACAGCUCUGUUUAUACUGGUUAUAUAAUGGUAAUAUAUAGUUUUGUGAGCCAGUGAGGUGUUUGGAAAUUAUGCUCUAGAUUGUAUGACGUGUCUCUGUUUGUGUAAAGAUGUAAAAAGUACCUUGUACGUGUUGUUUUCCUGACGGCUGCGAGGACAGCAGCAGCUUUUAUGAAGCUUCACUUCUGAUUUGAAGUCACAAAGAUUAUAUUCUGAAUGUAGGAUACACUUGCAAUAGGAGCAGUGUGUAUUUAUUACACAAAAAAACUUUGUGUAAAAUUCAAUUUAGAUGUAAGAGAGAUAAAGGCACAGUGGUUUCUCUAUUU
Limanda limanda (common dab) is the source of this 2599-nucleotide messenger RNA. It is a transcript of the gene glsb, whose product is annotated as glutaminase b. The transcript has 18 exons. Gene Ontology annotation, biological process: L-glutamine catabolic process. Lineage: Eukaryota; Metazoa; Chordata; Actinopteri; Pleuronectiformes; Pleuronectidae. The record is from RefSeq and is a predicted model, not a curated record. Gene Ontology annotation, molecular function: protein binding; glutaminase activity. The coding region runs from base 93 to 1991 and encodes 632 amino acids.